Molecule: messenger RNA, 1360 nt
Organism: Candoia aspera
Lineage: Eukaryota; Metazoa; Chordata; Lepidosauria; Squamata; Candoiidae
Product: heat shock protein hsp-16.2-like
Exons: 1
Coding region: 54-596 (180 amino acids)
Biological process (GO): protein refolding; negative regulation of apoptotic process; response to heat
Cellular component (GO): cytoplasm; nucleus
Source: RefSeq, a predicted model, not a curated record
AGAGACACACACCAGGCUCAGCUUAUUGAGAAGAGGAGCCCCUCAAAACCAAGAUGCUGUGCCGACUGCACCUUGCAGCACCUCAGAGUCCCCUACGAAGCCGAGGUUUAUGGCCCAGGACCAGUUCGCUCUUCGAGGAGCUGGAGCGGGAGAUGGAUUCUAUGUGGGAGCGCCUGACCAGCAACUGGCAGCCCACGGCCAGUAGCACGGCCAGUCAUGAGACCAUCCACAGCUUUGAGGCAGCAAACACCGACCACACAUUUGCAGUGACUCAAGACAUGGCUGGAUUUGACCCCCAGGAACUGGUGGUGAAGCUGGUUGGGGAGAAGGUGGUUCUGACGGGCAGGAAGGCCACAGAGAAGCCCAACGGCCCUUUCCGCUAUGAGCUCUUCCGGAGGGUGUGGGACGUGCCACAGAGCGUGGACCGAGAUCGUCUCAGUUGCUUCAUCUCCCACGAUGGACAGCUCCGCAUUGAAGCUCCCGUGGCAGAUUCGGCCAUGAGGACGGUGCCCAUUGCAGUCAACAGGGUGAGAAAUGAAGCUCAACCAGCGGCUGAAGAGUCCACACCCACAGAAGACAAUCGGGCUCAAGGAUGAAGGAGGCUGGAUGGAAGAGACUUUUUAAAAACUAAAUUGCUGGAAAUCAUGGAGAAAUGUGCACUGCUAAUAAAUAUUUUAAAUAUGGAAUUAUACGUCCUGGUGGACAAUCAGUUCUCAGAUGAACUGGGAGGUGGGGUGGGGAGUGUAGCAGGGCUAGUGCAGAAUUUUAUUCAUUUACCAGAAUUGUUAUGGAAAAUUUGGAAUGUAGAAUAAUUAAAGGUGGGAUAAAGUGAUGUGGACAAGUUGGUCACUCCUGGUAAAAGGGUUUUGGAAAGAUUGGUUCUCAGUCCUGUAUUUAUAUUUUUGCUGCUCAGUUAAGGUUGCCAGUUUUUCUUCUUUUUUUAAAAAAAAGUUCAUCAGCUUUGUGAACAGCUUUACCUACUGAAUCAGCCAGUCCCAAUGUCUAAGAAUUCAAUUUACGGGAUAAGAACUUGAUAAGAAAGUCCUUAUAAAUAGGAUGGAAAGGAGUUGAAAAGGGGUUUUGUUUAGCUAGAAAAAUGAGAAUUGUCCCAUUUAUUCAGACCAACAUACUUCCUUUGCCAACAUAGAUUAUACAGUACUGGACAGUUAUCAAUGGAUGACAUUUCCUUGAAGGGUAAAUUGAGAAGUAGAUUUAUUCCACAAGUUUGGAUACUAGGUCUAAGAUGAAUAUUGGAGAUUGUCUGAAUGUAAACUGGGAAAUCUCUGUAUGAUUAAGCAGAAGUUGUACUUCACCAAGGGCUAUCCAUUUCCUGAAAAUGCAAGUAAACAAAUAUAAACAU